Messenger RNA from Peronospora belbahrii, 1347 nucleotides. The record is from the annotation of a GenBank genome assembly. NCBI's taxonomy places the organism in Eukaryota, Oomycota, Peronosporomycetes, Peronosporales, Peronosporaceae.
AUGAAUGCGCAUACUGACCACCAGUCGGUGGAUGUUGCGUCCGGAAAGCCAGAUACGAAGCUUAUGAAUGCGCAAGCUGGCCACCAAACUGCGGGUGCCGCGUCCAGAAAGCCAGAUACGAAGAUAUCAAACGCGCAAGCUAGUCACCAAACAACGGAUGCCGCGUCGGCCAAGCCAGACACGACGAUCAUGAACGCAAAAGCUGACCACCAAACUACAAAUGCCGCGUCGGCCACGCCAGAUACCAAGCUCAUGAAUGCGCAUACUGACCACCAGUCGGUGGAUGCCGCGUCCGCCAAGCCAGAUACGAAGCUUAUGAAUGCGCAAGCUGGCCACCAAACUGCUUUUGUGGAGUUGAGAAAGGACAAAAUAUCCGAAAACGAAUCCCUGGAAUCUGAACAGUUUUCGGCCUUGGCACGUGAUCACUUUAAUGAGGAUGAUCUGAUCAAUGUGCUAGCCCACGCCGCGGAAACUAAUGAGAAGACUAAGGAGUGGUUAGCUAGUGGCCAAACUGCGGAUGCGGUGUUCACGGAGUUGAAGCUGCACGAGAAAACGGUCAAACUUUCCCUAAACCCAGUCUUUUUCACGUGGCUCGCAUUCCUCGCUGCAAAGGGCUCAGAAUCCGUGAAAUACGAAAUGUUUUCGACCUUGGCAGGUCAUUUCUCUGGUAAUGAACUUGACGAUGCGCUAGCGUUCGCGGCAAUGUAUGACCUGGAGAUUCGAGAAUGGAUUGCUCACCCCAAAUUUACAAAGCUUCUGACGCAUAAUCUGCCUGAGCUUGCAAAAAGCGAUGAUCCUUUCCAACACAAAGACUUUCUCAGGUUGUAUGCUUCUAUCGCUGCAGGCGACAAAAUUAAUUUGCAAAGGGAUAUGAGCUUGUUCAUAAAAUCAGUUUCGACUGAACGACAAGGUUAUGGAGAACUUCUAGUUGAGGGAUCCUACAAUACGGUAGUGAAUCACAUCUUUAUACCUCUACUAAAGUCCCAAGUUGUAAAUUGGUCAAAGUGGGGCAUAAAAGAUUGGCAAAAAACAUUUAUCCAUUUAAGGCUUGACAGAGAGAAAGGGGGUCCACUGUUUGAGCGACCUCAGCUGAAAAUUUUUGCAGAUUACAUGAAACUUCCCGAUAAUCCUGCGAUGAUAGACCAGACUUAUGACGACAUGAAGGACACAUUUAAAGUAAUGAAAAAGGUAUAUGGGACCAAGAAACUUCGCACAUUGAUUGAUGCAACAACCAAUGACCCUUACGGACUUGCAGCGAAAAUGGGAAUCUUGCUAAGUCAACCCGAAAAGAAUUCAUUACGCAACAUCGUGGGAUCUAUUUUCCAACUCAAGAAUGGUGGCAGGUAG